Striga asiatica is the source of this 1971-nucleotide messenger RNA. The record is from the annotation of a GenBank genome assembly. Lineage: Eukaryota; Viridiplantae; Streptophyta; Magnoliopsida; Lamiales; Orobanchaceae.
GAUGUCUCCACCUACCACUCACCAAACUUGAGCACCUAAACAAACAACAAAUCAAAUUCUCAAAUAAAUAAAUAAAAAUAAAAUCGCUAUCACAGAGCAAACUCAGUCCACACGAUACGCUUUCACAUGUUGAAAUUCCAGUAAGCCGCCGACGCCGCCGUAACCAAUCAUCUCCGCCGCGCGCCGCUGCUGCCGCCGCCGAUGGCAGCUGCUUCCUCCUCCCUCCAACCCGGCCGCGCUCUCGCCCUCUCCUCCCCUUCCCUAAACCCCUAUAAGCUCUCCCCACAUCAUACGCACCUUCGCGUCCCUGUCCCAUUAUCUUCGAAGCCUCAUCUGCCGUUCGAUUACAACAAUCGGAGCUUGGGGCUGAUGUUGAAUACCUCGGUGACGCCUUCUGCUGUCGUGGCUGAUCAGACCGCCUAUCCUUCCUCCCCCCCUGCAGUUCCUACAAUUGUGGACGUCGAUUUGGGCAAUCGGAGCUACCCGAUCUACAUAGGGUCGGGUCUUCUCGGACAGCCCGAGCUGCUACAGAGGCAUGUCCAUGGGAAGCAAGUUCUUGUGGUCACUAAUUCCACGGUAGCUCCUUUGUAUCUCGAUAAAACUAUUUGGGCCUUAACAGAUGGAAAUCCCAACAUCAAAGUCGAGAGCGUGAUUCUGCCCGAUGGAGAGCAAUUUAAAAACAUGGAAACACUAAUGAAAGUAUUUGAUAAAGCAAUCGAGUCACGUAUGGACAGACGGUGUACAUUUGUUGCCCUUGGUGGAGGGGUCAUUGGCGACAUGUGUGGAUAUGCCGCAGCUUCAUAUUUACGAGGAGUGAAUUUUAUUCAGAUCCCCACUACUGUUAUGGCACAGGUAGAUUCUUCGGUUGGGGGUAAAACUGGUAUAAACCACCGGCUCGGGAAAAAUUUAAUUGGGGCAUUCUACCAACCGCAGUGUGUGCUCAUUGACACUGACACGUUGAACACAUUGCCUGAUCGCGAAUUGGCUUCAGGACUUGCGGAGGUCAUCAAGUAUGGAUUGAUAAGAGAUGCCGAUUUUUUUGAGUGGCAAGAAAAGAAUAUGCACGCGCUUCUGGCAAGGGACCCAGACUCAUUUGCUUAUGCUAUAAAGCGCUCAUGUGAAAAUAAAGCUGAUGUUGUGUCUUUAGAUGAGAAGGAGAGUGGGCUGAGAGCAACAUUAAACUUGGGCCACACGUUCGGUCAUGCAAUUGAGACUGGUUUUGGGUAUGGGCAGUGGCUUCAUGGGGAGGCUGUGGCUGCUGGAACAGUAAUGGCAGUGGACAUGUCUUACCGGCUCGGCUGGAUAGAUGAGUCUUUAGUAAAGCGGGUGCAUAUGAUCCUGCAACAGGCCAAAUUACCUACAACACCACCAGACACAAUGACUGUCGACAUGUUUAAGUCUGUUAUGGCGGUGGAUAAAAAGGUAGCCGAUGGCCAGCUAAGGCUCAUCCUGCUGAAAGGUCCGCUCGGCAAUUGCGUUUUCACAGGUGAUUAUGAUAGACAGGCCCUUGAUGACACACUCAAUGCAUUUUGCAAGUCUUGAUGUAACUUUCACAUUUUAGGUUCGAACUCCUGUAUGCGUGUAUGUAACUUUAUCUAAUUCUUAUGCAUUUUAUUUUGUAUGUGGGGAAAUUUUGAAAAUGGGAAUAAUUAAUGGAGAGUUUGAAGGUUGAAAUAUAAAAUAAAUAUAAAGAAGAGUGCAUUCAAUCCGUUUCAUCACAUUGUGUUGGUGUUUCACUACUGCCUAAGAACACCAUUUGUGGUUUUCUGUUGUGUUUUUGUGUUAUUUAUUUCAUUGGGUCAUGAAUGUGAUACUAAAUCAAAAUUUAACAGUUUUUUUUGUUCGUGUUAUUCAUGUCUUGUACGGUACAGUUUGUGUUUUGUGUUGUGUCCGUCAUUGCAUUUGCCUCUCAUGAUCAUGAAAACACUCAUGGCAUCAAUGCUAUUUCUUUUAAUUUUGGGGGAGUUCUUC